AUGAUGCAAAAGUUGACUUUGGCACAAAUGGACAAGUCCGACGCUAUUGUGCACCAUAGGCUCCAUAUCGGGAAUAUAUCGGCCCAGCUCUAUGCUAAAAGAGAGACUUUGCACGCUCGUUUGGAGAAGUAUGGCACCAUCACCAAACCCAUUUCCUUCCACACCAAACCACUCAAUGAUUUUUAUUUUGCCUUUGUGGAAAUGGACAUGACCGCCAAGGCGCUCGACAAAUUGAAAACUGCGUUCAAUGGUGUGUUGUUCAUGGGCCGCAAGUUGACUGUGGCCACGGCCAAACCCGAUUUCCAGGAAGAGUUCAAGCGCAGACAGGGCCCAACAAAGAAAGAUGCCUCCAACCACGAGAACAUUGCCCAGCGGCGUGCUCAAAGAAUCACCGAGUCGCAGACCCAGUACCCAUGCAACCGUGUAACAGGCGGCCCGCUUACAAGAACCGCGGUUCUCGGAGCCAACAACUCGAGCAUGGGCUACCAUCUUUCUCUGCAUACUUUCAACAACAUGAGCGGAAACACGAAGCACAAGAGCCCUUCGCAUGACUUGGUGGGCUCCAAAUCGUACGGCAGCACCUUGCAUCCUCGCGGGCCCUUUUCCCAGCAGUAUGCGAGAACCAGUGGGUUUGGCGAAGUUGUGCAAGGAAGAAUCAGAAGAACACCAAGACCCACGGCGUAUUUUGUGCGCAAGCAGCAGACUAUGCGGAUCCUCAUCAAUGGCGAGCUAAAACAAAUCAAGUGUUACAAGACAAAGUUGUGGGGAGUCGAAAAAAACAAAACUGCUCGAGACUUAACCUAUAGUUUCCACAAUAACGAGUGGAGAAGUGGCGAUGACCACGUUGUUGAGCGAGUGCAUAAACGUACGGCAGCAACUGCUAAUGCAUCUUGUGGUGUAGAUGGGGAUCAGGCUGCAGAGUACGGGUCCCUGGCAACACAUCCAGAGAAAUUCGAAGCCGAUGAUGUACACUUUUCUCAAGAGAAGGCAAAGAAUGCUGCCGUGUUGGCCAAGUUGCUUUCCAACAAUGUCUUUGAUAAGCCGUUGGAGAUUGAAGAAGAGUCCGAGGAAGAAGAUGUGACUUACGACAGCAAGGGAAGAAAGACCGCCAAGAGAUUCGACUAUGAGGCAGAAGGAGUGGUGAAUUUUGAUAAUGACGAAGACGAUGUCGACGCCAUACCUUUAGAAGAGGCCAAUUCUGUUCUUCAAAGCCUCAAAGCGCAAGAAAACUUUGCCCAAGAAGUGUACUAUGACGAAGACGAUGAAGGCAACGAGAUUGACAUGGAUACGUUGGGAAAGCAGCUCACGACAGAGGCGAUCAAAAAGAAGUAUGACGAGGACCACGGAUUUGAAGUUGUGGAAAUUGCAGAGCAGAAGGCAGAAUUACAAAAUGAAGACAACGGCUCAUCGUCCGAAGAAGACUUGAUGCCGACAUUUGCCCCAGCCAAUACCAACACAGAAACUCAUAAUACACCGGCAGCACAUAGUACCACGGAAACACUCCGGUCUUUGUUUAAUCCAGCAGAUGAUGCUUCGUCAGGUUUCCAGUUGGCACUUGACGAGGAAGACAUUGGCACCGAGAACUUGUUGGACGAAAAAGAACGACAGGCAUUGCUUGAGCAAAUCAAGUCAAAACAGGAACAGCACCAACAAGAAGUCAGCAUUGCCGCGGGCAAAAGAAACAAGUACGGUUUGUUCUGGAGCCAUUUCGACUCGCCGUUUUUGCAGACACAAGCACAGCUCAGCAAAAUCGGCCACACGGGCGAACAUAUACGUUUACCUGGAGAAGAAGAAGACCAGGAAAUCCGAGACGAAGGCCAUGGCGAAGAAGAUGCCUACGAGAGAUGGUUUUGGUCCAUGAGAGGCGAGAUCGGCCGCGAGUGCAAGAGAAGAAAGAGAGACACGUUGAGAAUGUUGAAGAAGAAAAAGGGCCCAACACGGGUGUAA
This is a messenger RNA of Clavispora lusitaniae ATCC 42720, 1947 nucleotides long. It is a transcript of the gene NOP8, whose product is annotated as Nop8p. Gene Ontology annotation, molecular function: RNA binding. Lineage: Eukaryota; Fungi; Ascomycota; Pichiomycetes; Serinales; Metschnikowiaceae. The record is from RefSeq and is a predicted model, not a curated record.